Messenger RNA from Vitrella brassicaformis, 1738 nucleotides. Lineage: Eukaryota; Vitrellaceae. The record is from the annotation of a GenBank genome assembly.
GGCGAGGAAGCAACGGCGUAUCUCUCUCGUCGGCGGCAGGUGCAUUCGUUGCAUGACCGAGGGUCUGACCUCAUUCUAUGGCUUAGUCGAUUGUAGCACUCUGCCCCGCUUCACAAUGCCCGCUGCUCAGCCUUUGGAGAAGACCAAGAAGGUGACGGUCGAGAACAAUGGCGCCCAGGUGGUGUUCGAGGUGCCCGAGAGGAUGGAGCUUAUCCGCAAGGUGGGCUCAGGGGCCUAUGGCGUGGUCGUGUCGUUCAAGGAGAAGACCACCGGUCAGAAGGUGGCGGUCAAGAAGGUUGAGAACGCAUUCAACGACCUCAUCGACGCCAAGCGCAUUCUCAGGGAGAUUCGCAUCCUCGGACACCUCAAGCAUGAGAACUUCAUCGGCAUACAGGUGGGCGGGCAACACGCACACGGCGGAGAAAGAGAGAGAGAGCCCAUGUGUGUGUUGGCUUCCAUCGAUUGGCUCUGUUGUGUCAGGACAUGUAUCCGCCCAAGAGCCCCGACUUCGAGGACAUCUACAUCGUGACCGACCUGAUGGAGACGGACCUGCACCGAGUCAUCUACUCGAAGCAGGAGCUCACCGACGAGCACUUCCAGUACUUCAUCUACCAGCUCCUGCGCGGCCUCCUGUACCUCCACUCAGCAAACGUCCUGCACAGAGACCUCAAGCCCUCAAACAUCCUCGUCAACAAAAACUGCGAUCUCAAGAUUUGCGACCUCGGACUGGCCAGGGGGCUGGCCGAGUCGGACAGCGCCGGCGCAGAUGCGCCGCUGACCGACUACGUGGUGACCCGGUGGUAUCGCGCGCCUGAGGUGGUGCUGGACGCGAGCAACUACGGGCGGGCGGUGGACGUGUGGGCGGUUGGGUGCAUCUUCUGCGAGCUGCUGGGUCGGCGUGCGCUGUUCACGGGCCGCGACCACCUGGACCAGAUCAAGCAGAUCAUCAACAUCCUGGGGACGCCCAAGGAGGAGGAUCUGCAGUGGCUGCCGCAGGGCGGGGCGGCGCGGCGGUUUCUGACCAAGAUCCCCAGCAGCAAGGGCAAGCGGCUGACCGAGGUCUUCCCCAAGGCCAACCCCGACGCACUCGACCUCGUCUCCAAGAUGCUCGCCUUCGACCCCAACAAACGCAUCUCGGUCGAUGACGCGCUCAAACACAAAUACUUCGAGGUAAGUGAAGUGAGCACUGCACACGUGCAAUGCGUGUGUCCGGCCGGCAGCACAGUGAGUGUGUGUGUGUGUGUUGUGUGCAGGGUUUGCACAGCGAGGAGGACGAGCCGCGCUGCGACACCGCCAUCGACUGGUCCUUCGACAACUUCCAACCCACCAAACCACUCCUGCAACAAAAGGCAACCACACACACACACGCACGCACACGCACACGCACAUGCAUACGAGUGAACCUUACUGUCCGUCUGUGUGCUGUGGGUGUGUGCAGGUGUACACUGAGUGUGCGGUGUUCCAUCCGGACAUUCUGGACCGCGAUGCGGCGGCCCUCAAGGAGAAGGGGUGGGACAGGGAGGCCAGGAAGCGGCUCGCCGAGGCCGAGACGGCACGCAAGCAGAGAUCAGAGGAGAGCUCUACACAAUGACUGACCGUGCAGUCGAUGAAGACCUUCUGUGUGCCUGGCUGGUUGGUCCAGUGGCUGUGUGCGGUGAAGGUGAAGGUGUGAUGAGGGCGGGCGUCAGAGAUGACCUGGGUGUCACUUCCUCUCUUGAAUGGACAAGGCGGAGUCGGG